UUUCUUUCUUCAUUUCUUGGUUCCUUCUUUCUCCUCCCACCUUAUAUAUAUAUCCCUUCUCUCCCAACCACAAAGAAACCACCAACCCUCCAAACUUAAUAUUCUCUUCCUCUCUAUCUCUUUCUAGCCACCCAUGGAACUAGAAGCACAGCAAUCCAAUACAUGGGAAGGCUAUGUUGAUUGGAGAAACCGUCCCGCUCUCAGAACCCGCCACGGUGGCAUGCUUGCUGCUUCCUUCGUUCUCGUGGUGGAGAUAUUGGAGAACCUAGCGUAUUUGGCGAAUGCAAGCAACUUGGUGUUGUACCUGAGAGAGUACAUGCAUAUGUCUCCAUCUAGAUCCGCUAACAAUGUAACUAAUUUCAUGGGAACUGCCUUCCUCCUCGCACUUCUCGGCGGUUUCUUAAGCGACGCUUUCUUCACAACUUAUCAUAUCUACAUCAUAAGCGCACUUAUUGAGUUCCUGGUAAUUAACUAUUUAUUAUUACUUUCAGUCACAUACUACAUAUGUCUAUGCGUUCCUUUCUAUCCAUGUGAUAUCAUCAUCAUCAUAUCUUAUCUCUCCCUUUAAUUAUGUGACUUUCUCUCACUUCACACUUAUACUUUUUGCACUUGUCAUUCUUCCCCUUCUUUUUCUCUCUUUCCAACUUACCCCCAUACUACUACUAUAUGCAAUU
Molecule: messenger RNA, 674 nt
Organism: Arachis ipaensis
Lineage: Eukaryota; Viridiplantae; Streptophyta; Magnoliopsida; Fabales; Fabaceae
Product: protein NRT1/ PTR FAMILY 4.6
Source: RefSeq, a predicted model, not a curated record